AUGUUUACAACACUGCCAGAUUUUACACCGCGAGAUUCGCACUCUCUGUGGUACUCAUCCUCUAGGAAUCCCUUCAUUCCUCCAGGGCCAGUCGAUCACCUACAUGCGGAUCCGAACAGCGGUCACCAUGGCCCAGCGCAUUCACGCCAGCGCGGGCAGCUCAUGGAGCGAACACUCCUCGCGCGCCUCGCUACGGACGAACAAAAAAUGCACCGUCGUCGGAUGAAUGUACAGAACUUUGGAAGCACCUGGCUGAAGCCUCCUGGAGUGCCCAAGACUCUGCACCAGAUGCGAGAGGAGAAGCGCGAACAAGAGGAACACCAAGAAGCUAUGAGACGAGAGCAACUUGCUCAGGAACUAGCAGAGGCGGAAGGUGGCGGCACAAUGGACGAAGGCAUGAUGGAUGACGUGCAGCUGGAUGGAGCGCAAGAUUUAGACGAUGACAUUCCGGAUGCAGACGAUGCUUUUAACCCAAGCAGCGACGACAGCGAGGAAAAUGAUGACGACGAUGGCGAGGAUGUUGAUGACGAAGAGUACUACGAACAGGCGUUGGACGAACAAGAGGUCUACGAAGAUACCGUACGGCAGGAAACAGUGUACGAGCUGGAAGCUGCACGUAUGAGGAUGACAGACGACGCCUUCCGGGAAGCCCUCGUCCGCGGCGAUCCCGAAGCCGACGGCAGCAUAUACGGCGGCGCAGAAGAAGAAGACGACGAGAGCAGGAGCCAAAUACUCGAGGAGGACGACUUUGCGCACGACGGCACCUUGGACGAGGGAAUGGCGGGCGACAUGGACGCUGAUCUUGAUGACGAUAUCCCCGAAGCAGAUGACGGCGGGUACGAGCAUACAGACUCCGAAGCCGACGUCAGCAGCAGCGCUCAUUAUGGAGAAGAAAACGAGGAAGAGGAGGGCAAUUCCACCGACCUCAGCUUUGUGCCGGCGCGCUCCACGCUCCUUGAGACCCCUGGAUCUCCUACGCUGCCUCGCCAAGCGGGGUCUCACACAAGGCAGGGUUCUCAUAGAAGGUCCCGUGCGAGCAUGGAUCUGAGCAGUCUGCUGUUGCAGGACGAGAGCAGCUUUAUGACGCCGAUGGCGAGCAGCCCUGCAGCGAGGGGACGAAGGCAAGGCCAGCGGAAAUGA
Messenger RNA from Trichoderma gamsii, 1140 nucleotides. RefSeq lists its product as hypothetical. The coding region runs from base 1 to 1140 and encodes 379 amino acids. The record is from RefSeq and is a predicted model, not a curated record. Gene Ontology annotation, biological process: anaphase-promoting complex-dependent catabolic process. The transcript has 2 exons. Lineage: Eukaryota; Fungi; Ascomycota; Sordariomycetes; Hypocreales; Hypocreaceae. Gene Ontology annotation, cellular component: anaphase-promoting complex.